UAGUGUAUGCCCCUAGGGAGUGAAUGUUCGACCGCCAUGGAGUGCGGAGUAGGCGGUUCUUACCAAUAGGUUAUCUUUAAAGUAUUUAUUAUUCAAAUAAAUGUCGAUUCAUCAAAGUUAAUUGCAAAAGUUCUCGAUACCGCGACGAACGCAGUUACAACAUGCGACAAUGAAGAUGCUCAACGAAUUAUUCACAGUUUGCUUCGUAUUGCAAUAUUUGUACGGUGUUUGUACGACUCACUUGCUCAUAAAUGUCAAAAAUCAGGGUGGUGAUAUUCUUCUGGAGACAAUUUCAUCCAACGUCACAGAGGAUGUAAUCACUUUAGAAUUUCAAUGCUCCGAUGGCACUUUGGUGACACAGCUCAUCGACUUCAAAAAUGAAGUACAGAUUAUAAAAGCCUUGGUCCUUGGCGAGGAAGAACGCGGUCAAAAUCAGUAUCAGGUCUUGUGCUUCGUGAAUCACUUCUUCAAGGUGGAUUUCAUAUCCUCCGAUGCGAUGUCCAAAUUGAGACAAAAGAACCCAGGCACCAUUCGUGUAGCAGAGGAAGACAAGGGUCAUGUAAACUAUACCAUGGACCUGUUUUUGGACGUGGCAGAGUCUAAAGAUAUUUCUAAGCACAUUGCAACUCUUUGCGGAGAAGCAGCAGGAUCUGCUUAUACCAGGAAUGAGGACAUUAAACAAUGGAUUCAGAGGCCUGGUGGCGAAUAGGCGCGGAGCCCACGUACGUAAGUAAUUGCAAAUUUCAAUAAUUUAUCGCGGCGAGCGUGCAUUAAUUCCUCGCAUAAAAAAUUACCGCUGAGCUGUACCGAAGUCUAAUGAAUAAAGAAACCACACGAGGCGUUCUCGGUGUUACGAUCGAGCUAUGAAUCGAUCUAAAGGGCACGGAACAUCCGUCCAACGAUUCCUGUAAUUUCUUAUCUUCUUAGAUUGACGGAGACUCGACGUUGCGCAUGUAGGACUCGUUUUUCACACGGGCUAUCCGGCGAGGAUGUUUUGAAACGUAGGAAUUCAUUUCUCGUACGAAUCGUCGCUUCUAAUAAAACGCUUUUCAAUCGUUACAAGCAAAAGGAAACUACGGUAUUAGGCAAUUAAUAUUCUUUACGUCUGAUGAUAAUCUAAGCACAUGGUCGAAGCUGUUACGUAACGUAUGAAAAAUGAACAACGCUACUCGAUGAAUAUUUCUAUUCGUUAUUCGUACCACUUAACUUCAGCGUUGAAUAAUUACACAUUCGAGCAAUGAAGGUACAGUAACUAUGUUCAGAAAAAUAUUCACUUUUAUUAACGCUAGGUUUACCGAGAUUUCGUAUGAAAUUUCUAUUAAAGCAGUGCUUCGAUAAAUGAAGUCGAUUUGAUCGAAUUAAUUAGAAGGCUUAGACAAAAAUGAAUUUGGAUGCUUGUAUUUUUAUGCGGAUCGUAAUAUAAACAGUGAAAAUAGGAAUGGAUCAAAAUGACCUGUGUUAAACCUAACCUAGCAUUUAAAGCCCGUUUCGAGCGUGUGCAUUCGGAUCAUUAUUUGAGAGGCAUCAACAAAUGGCGUCGUAAAGUCGACGUUACCAGUCGCUUUAAAUUCAUCGUUCGGUCACGUGUUAUUAACUUGGCGGGUAAUUUUUUUUAAUCUCGCGAUUAAAUCGCGGUUUGGCAGUGCUAUUUUAAUAACGCGAGCGCGAAACGAACCUCCCUGCCCUCACGGAGAGAACAGAAACGCCCGAGCGACGGGAAAAGAAGAAGAGGAAGUGAAGGAGCGACUCUCGAAUCCUUCACCUGUGACCCGAGGAACUCGCGAUGUGUGACCGUCAGCGAUGAAUAAAUUGAAAACUCGCGGAAAUGCGCACCGAGCUCUGGUCUCGCUGAAGCUUGCUCAUUGCGAUAGUUUUCUUCAGACUGUUGUUUGCUACAAAGUAUUUUCAGUUUCUUGAUUAUAAAAAUAACUUUAUUAAAAGUGUCAUCGUCGUGGUUUCUGGUUGCAGGUAACGAUUUGUUGUCUUACUUCAAAGAUACCGUAGUAUCGAUAAUAAAUAUACCGAUGUUUAUUUCAGGGGUUGAUUCUAUUGAAGAGGCUUCAGGAUUUUGUUUUUUCUCAGCAACACAACACGUGUUUCUUCCUGUUUUCCUCCUUCCUGCAAAUUUAAAUGUAUGAUUCGUUAAUUGCUGGUGUUAAAACGUACAGACCAUUCGGUUUAAUUUUACCGACGGUCAUAUAACCGAGUUUCCUAGAAUCGUGCCUCUUAUCUAAGACGCUCGAAUAUUUCUCGAAUUCAAAUCUCGUUCGUGUAAUCAUGUUGCAUAAAGUUUUCAGCGCAACGCGCCGAGUUCCCAAGCAACUCGAGCGUUGCGAGCGAGCUUCGACCUACGAGCUGCGUUUGAUUAUCGUGUAUUAUCUUCUUCGCCAAUUGGUGCGCCAGCCCUCUCUAGACUUUUAUACUUAGAUGCCUUCUCAUUAAU
This is a messenger RNA of Hylaeus anthracinus, 2443 nucleotides long. It is a transcript of the gene oaf, whose product is annotated as out at first protein. Lineage: Eukaryota; Metazoa; Arthropoda; Insecta; Hymenoptera; Colletidae. The record is from RefSeq and is a predicted model, not a curated record. The transcript is spliced from 4 exons. Bases 170 to 709 code for a protein of 179 amino acids.